UUGGCCAACUAAUGAGGCUUGACGUCCAUACAGCACCAGCUGCCUACAAUCAACUAAUUGCAGACGCUGGAAAAGGCUCAAUGGGAAUUUGGGAAUUUUUUUUUUGCUUGUGUUUGUUUUGAGGGAAGUCAAGGAAGAAGCUCUGCAGGUUUUAAACACUUUGCUGCUGCGGGAGGACUUAUUGUGAUGGAUGUUCUGUUUGGGGUUCUUUGCUUUAUGGUGUCGACCUGCCUUUGUUUUUCUCCUCAAAGCGGUUACAAUGAAGCGCUUGGCCAUUCUUUCAAGGAUGAUGACUCAAAUAAUAGCUAUAGGAGACGACCUGAUCCACAAACCUUCAGCCAGUUUGAUUCUGGAGCAUCUUUGGACGCAAACCAAGACUUUGCUGCUGCAAGACAUGGAGUACAAGAUAAGUGGCACCGGACAGAAGCAGGCAACAAUAAGCAGGAGAACAACCAGCACGGUGAUUCUGGCUUACAGCAUCCAUUAGACCUUCUAAUGAAGGAGAACACCAAGGACACAUCAGUAGAGGGCAUCAGUUUUCCAGAUAUGAGCGAUUUCAAGCGACUUAUAGAAACAAUGAAGAACUCCUUCUUGACUCCUGGACAAAACUUGGAGCAUUUCCAGACAGCAAGGGGCCUUAUUCUAAAUGAACUUGUUUCUGCCUCUACUGAACAUUCUAAAGAAGAGUCUGUCCAUGAUGAUGAUGAUGAUGAUGAUGAUAAGGAGGAGGGUGAGGAGGAGGAGAAUGAUAUCUGGAGUGGACCACAGAAUGGACAAAGCCAAAAGGGUGUCAGCUUUCACGUGCCAAGUCAAGUACCUGAUCCUGCUCUCUCCACAAGCGGAAUCUCUCCCAGGAUGAACAAAAAUAGCGACCAUAGUAGACAUUACCCUGGGCAAAAACCUUACCCGUCUCGGUCGAAAAACCGCCAACUUCCCGCGAAAAACUCAUUAAGCAGCACUGCAACAUACCCUCCAGUCAAGCAAGUCAACCCUGCAUUAAGUGAAUCAGCCAAUGGAAGUUCUAUCAAGUUUCAUAACAAUCAAAAGACUCCAUCUUACAGCAAAAGUCUUAACGUCAAACCCCCAAGAGGUCCUAUAGCAUCAUGGGUCUACAUGCCGGAUGGAGAGUCCAAGCAUAGAAUGACAGCAGCAGCGCCGGUGACUGCCAAAGUGAAAGAAUCUGGGGGCAUAGAAGUCAACCCUGGGGUACGCCAACCUGUUGAUUUCUCAGCAGAAAGACACACAGUGAAGAUCCAUGCAAAGGACAAGGCAGAGGACCUUCAUAAUGGACGGUUUAAAAGUGAGAAGACACAUGGUGUGUUUAAACCUUCCAUUUAUGGUUCAAGCAAUCAUAAAGGUCUUGUCAGAGGUUAUCAACCGCUUCUUGAUGUGGAGAAACCAGAUCCCCACAAGCAUGUUUUGUAUACUCUUAAUCAAGAAACACAAAAACAGCUAAAUAAUAUUCCAAUUCCUAUUUCUCAGGGGUUCUAUUCAGUCCAGCAGGUCAGUAAUGGCUAUGAAACUUCUCCAACUGUUGGAUCCAAAAAAUUGUCCAGGAAUUUUGACAAGCACAACACAACCCCUGGGUGGUAUGCUGCACCGCAAAGACAAGGAUCUACCAGAAAUGGCGCUCAAGCAACCAAACGACAUAAACUGAAACAUCGUAACAGGAUCUACCGACUGCCUAUUCAUCCAAUGCCAACCGCAUGGUUCCAAAAAAGACUUCCUGUUUACAGAGACCCAAAGAAGGCCUUAGCAUUUAGGACGAAAUAUGUCCUCCAGUCCAGAAGCGGCUACAUCAGGAGUAAACUAUCUCAAACCAAAAGCCACUACACACCACACCAAAAGUGAGUUGUUUACAAAAGGUUUAUGUUUUGAUGGCAAGUCCCUGCUCUUCUCCCAUGCUGGACCGGCCAACACAGACUGGUUCUCGUCAUCGCUGAGAAACUUGUCCCUUAAAACACAAGAAUAAAGCUGACUUUAAUGGAGAGAAAAUAUA
Doryrhamphus excisus (bluestripe pipefish) is the source of this 1999-nucleotide messenger RNA. NCBI's taxonomy places the organism in Eukaryota, Metazoa, Chordata, Actinopteri, Syngnathiformes, Syngnathidae. The record is from RefSeq and is a predicted model, not a curated record.